This is a messenger RNA of Acanthosepion pharaonis, 963 nucleotides long. NCBI's taxonomy places the organism in Eukaryota, Metazoa, Mollusca, Cephalopoda, Sepiida, Sepiidae. The record is from the annotation of a GenBank genome assembly.
AUGUCUUGCUUCUCUAAACAGCUUAGAUUAGUCAAGUGCAGGGACAUUAUGUUGCACUUUCAUUUUAGCAUAUUUAGUCUUUUUCUUCAUCUUAUUCUCCUUGUUUUUCUUUUUCUUCUUCCUUCAAUCUGUUUCUUUUUUCUUUAUAUCUGUUUCUUUUUCUGUCAAUUUUUUCCUUUCUUCCUUCAAUCUGUUUCUUUUUUCUUUAUAUCUGUUUCUUUUUCUGUCAAUUUUUUCCUUUCUUCCUUCAAUCUGUUUCUUUUUUCUUUAUAUCUGUUUCUUUUUCUGUCAAUUUUUUCCUUUCUUCCUUCAAUCUGUUUCUUUUUUCUUUAUAUCUGUUUCUUUUUCUGUCAAUUUUUUCCUUUCUUCCUUCAAUCUGUUUCUUUUUUCUUUAUAUCUGUUUCUUUUUCUGUCAAUUUUUUCCUUUCUUCCUUCAAUCUGUUUCUUUUUUCUUUAUAUCUGUUUCUUUUUCUUUCAAUUCGUUUUCGUCUUCCAAAUUUUUCUUUCAAUCUCUUUCUUUCCCUUCUUUUGAUUUUUCUUCUCAUUUCAUUUUCGUUCUUUUUCUUUAUAUCUGUUUCUUUUCCUGUCAAUUUUUUCCUUUCUUCUUCUUUGUUUCUUUCUCCUUUUAUUUCACUUUUUCUUCUUCAGUUUCUCUUACAAUGUUUCUUUCUUUCUUUUUUCAAUCUGUUUCUUUUCCUUCAAUCUUUUUUCUUCUUUCAAUCUCUUCAUUCCUCUCAAUAUUUAUUCUUCUUUCAAUGUUUAUUUCUUUAUCUUUCAAUCUGUUUAUUACUUCUUUUCCUCGCCUUAUUUUAUGUGCAUACGAGGACAUCUAUCUAUCUAUCUAUCUAUCUAUCUAUCUAUCUAUCUAUCUAUUUCAAUGAUACCUUUCAAAAUACGUGCAUACGAGGACAUUUACUAUCUAUCUAUCUAUCUAUCUAUCUAUCUAUCUAUCUAUUUCAAUGA